Molecule: messenger RNA, 1209 nt
Organism: Asparagus officinalis (garden asparagus)
Lineage: Eukaryota; Viridiplantae; Streptophyta; Magnoliopsida; Asparagales; Asparagaceae
Product: homeobox protein knotted-1-like LET12
Exons: 6
Coding region: 239-829 (196 amino acids)
Biological process (GO): regulation of DNA-templated transcription
Cellular component (GO): nucleus
Molecular function (GO): DNA binding
Source: RefSeq, a predicted model, not a curated record
AGACGGGGGGAGGUGACGUGGCAGAGCGAGAGGCAGAAGGCGGAGAUCCUGGCGCACCCGCUGUACGAGCAGCUGCUGUCUGCGCACGUGCGCGUUGCUGAGGAUCGCCACGCGGUGGAUCAGCUUGCCGAGGAUCGACGCCCAGCUGGCGCAGAGUCAGCACGUGGUGGCCAAGUACUCGGUGCUCGGGAAUCAUCACCAGAUCAACGCUGGCGAUGAUAAGGAGCUCGACCAGUUCAUGACCCACUAUGUCUUGUUACUGUGUUCCUUCAAAGAACAACUACAACAGCAUGUUCGUGUUCAUGCAAUGGAAGCAGUGAUGGCAUGCUGGGAGCUUGAACAAUCUCUGCAAAGCCUGACAGGUGUUUCUCCUGGAGAAGGCACGGGUGCAACUAUGUCUGAUGAUGAUGAUGACCAAGCUGAUAGCGAAACAAACUUCUAUGAUGGAGGCUUCGAUGGACCAGACAACAUGGGAUUUGGCCCCUUGGUUCCAACUGAGAGUGAGCGGUCCCUAAUGGAACGAGUCAGGCAGGAGCUUAAGCAUGAGUUAAAGCAGGGUUAUAAAGAGAAGAUUGUGGACAUCAGGGAAGAGAUCCUACGCAAGAGACGAGCUGGGAAAUUGCCUGGAGAUACUACUUCUACUUUGAAGGCUUGGUGGCAGUCGCACUCAAAGUGGCCUUACCCAACGGAGGAUGACAAGGCCCGAUUGGUCCAAGAAACAGGAUUGCAACUAAAACAAAUCAACAACUGGUUCAUUAACCAAAGGAAAAGAAAUUGGCACAGCAACCCUUCAUCAUCAACAGCACUAAAGAGCAAGAGGAAAAGGUAAAACCAAAUCGCAAAGCUCCCUGUAGGUGUGAUGGUUGCCGACGCAAUGGAGGCUUAAAAGAAGCGGACAGUUUGAGUAAAAGCAGGAAGCAUCGCAACGAAGAUCUAAACAAGGUUACAUUGUUUACAAGCAAAGUUUCCGCAGCCCUUGCUUUCUGAAAGUUUGUCAUAGGUAAGUAGAGGCAGAUGUACACGAUGUUAGUUUUAGUAGUAGCGUUACAUAGUUUUGCGCCCUUUACAGUAAAAAUGUAUAAGAUUAUGCUACCCCCAUACGGUUUUAUGUUUGUAUGUUGCUCCUAUACGUAUCGUUGAAUAAGAAGGCACGUGUGGUUUUUACACGUAAUAUUUCUUGCGGCAUGGUGCUGUGGCUAUCCGCUUGUG